AUGUACGUACACCCCUCUGCCCUAGAAGCCCUAUGGGGUGGAUUCGGCUUCCCAUACUUGGUUGGGUAUCAGAUUGGCCAAGAGCACGGGGUGGUGCCUGAGAAGCUGUUUCUCACCAGCUCCUCCAAUGAUUCUGACGCGGCCGGCUGGCAGAUUACUCAGAGCAGCCUGCGUGGUUCAAAUGGCAUCUUGUCAGUCAAACAAUCCCAUUCCAUCCUUCUCAGCAUGCGUUCUCCCUCUUCCUCCCCGCCUCUCUCUCUUCCUCCCCCCCUUCCUCUCUCUCUCUCUCUCUCUCUCUCUCUCUCUCUCUCUCUCUCUCUGUGUCAGACGCAAGAUGAGGAACCACAGGACAAGACACAGCAGCCUGUCAGCAAAGUAAUUGAGCGGAACCGACUGAAAAUGGUGUUAAAAAACCUGUCGCUCUUGAAGCUGUUCAAGAGCUCAAACCCUCGGAUUCAAGAACUGCAUAACCUGGCCAAAAGGUAUUGGGAUUCACUGCUCAGAGUUCCGAGGAUCCUCGGGAUCUCCUCCGGUGGGCACCCAACCAGAGCCACGACAGGAACUCUUCACAAUGCUUCUGCCAAUACCUGUCACCCUGUCCCCUGCCCCAGGCACAAGUGGGAGAGGAGUUUCUUUUCAGGCUCUCUCCAGCUUUCCCGACAGGCUCCCCUGAGCUGGCUGCAGAGCAACCGUCUCGGGCUGGCUGGAGGACCAGGGCCUCGGCCUGCUCUGCUGACUGCUGUUCCUCUCCCUGCCAGGAAUGAUGACGUCCAGGAGAAAGGGGAACAAAAGAACAAAGAGCUCCAGGAGGCUGGGGGCCCCAGCCAGAAACUAGACUCCAAGAACUUAGGGCCCAUAGCGGAGUCUAAGUUGUGGAAGCCCAAGGUGGCAUCGGGGAAGAGGCACAUGGCACAGGAAGCAGUGCCACAGAAAGAGCAGCGGAUGGAGCCUGAGGUCCCGAUGACAUUGAAGGGUCAUGGCCUGACCACCGGCCCUGGAGCCUGGGGGAGGCAACCGCCCACUGGGGACCCCGGAGUUGUCCUCCUGAAAACCCAGCAGAAGAGAGCUCCUGCAGAGGACAUGGAGCAGCUAGAAGCAGCUCACCAGCGGAGAUGGUUUGAGGGGCUGCCCACCCGAGUCCACCUCCCAGGGCCCCGGGUGAUGUGCAGGUCAUCCGCCCUGCGCUGGGUCAAGCGCUGCUGCACCCGCUUCUGCUCAGCAUCACUUGAGUUGCCUAUGGUCCAUCCAUACAAGGUGUGACAAUGGUGAGACGUAGGCCCCGGGCCCAGCCCUGAGCUGGGCCCCGGAGUUAAAAGGCUCAGGAUCAAGAGUCUUGGGGCUGUGGCUGGCGGCGCUGGGAGGCUUUACCUCCGUGCCAGAGAGGGAA
Molecule: messenger RNA, 1387 nt
Organism: Sus scrofa (pig)
Lineage: Eukaryota; Metazoa; Chordata; Mammalia; Artiodactyla; Suidae
Source: RefSeq, a predicted model, not a curated record